AUGGUGUUGAAAGAACUCCAUUGGUUUCAAAGCUACAACUACGCUGCUGUUGUUCCCCAUAGCCCCGGAGGAGGAGGCCUCUUCCUUGCCUGGAAAAAAGACAUCGAUCUCAUGGUUAAACAUGCAACAAACAAUUACAUUGAUACGAGGAUACUGUUUAAAAGCAUCAGUUUCCACGCAACCUUUGUGUACGGGGAGCCAGAGGUUUCAAAAAGAUUACAAGUUUGGAAUGAGAUAUCUAAUCUACACUCAACAAAUGGAGGGCCAUGGUUUCUUACUGGAGAUUUCAGUGAAAUUAUUGACAACAGUGAGAAGAGCGGAGGCCCAGAUAGAGCAGAAGGAACCUUCGGAGCCUUUAGAUCCUUUCUUUCUCAAAACGAUCUUUUUGACCUCAAACACUCAGGCAGCUAUCUAUCUUGGAGGGGAAAGAGACAUACGCACCUAGUCUUGUGCAGACUGGAUAGAGCUCUAAGCAACAGUGAUUGGGCUGAUUUAUUCCCAGCGUGUAGAAGUCAAUACCUCAAGUACGAAGGGUCUGAUCACAGACCUCUCCUCUCGCUCCUGGAUACAUCAAAAAAGAAAGGUGUAAAGAUUUUUAGAUUCGACAGACGACUAAAUGAUAACAUGGAAAUAAAGAAACUGGUAUCUUCAGUCUGGACGAGAAAUGAAAACUUAUCAGUUGAGGCUCGACUUUCUUUAUGUCGUCAGGCCAUUUGCAAAUGGUGCAGAGAGUUCUACGAGAACAACCAGAAGGGCCUGGAGGACAUACGUAACAAACUUGAUGUCGCUCUGUCUGAUCUACAACCAGAUGAAGUUUUGAUUCAGAAGCUCAACUCAGACCUUCUCCAGCUCUACAAAGCAGAGGAAUAUUUCUGGAAACAAAGAAGCAGACAAUUAUUGUUAAGUCUGGGAGACUCAAACACGAGCUAUUUCCAUGCUAUCUCAAAAGAUCUGUUCAAAUCAUCAGAGUAUCUCGGGAAUCGGAUAGUUCAUGGGGCUAUACAACCUUGCAUAACAUCAGAGCAAAAUGAGAAACUGAUAGCUAUUCCACAAGAGAGAGAGAUCACCGAAGCCACAUUCUCGAUAAAUGGAGAAAAGGCGCCAGGACCAGAUGGCUUUUCAGCCAGUUUCUUUCACGCCAACUGGGAAGUAGUUGGUCCAGCAGUGAUCUUCGAGAUACAAGCCUUCUUCUCAAUAGGUUUCCUCGCACCAUCAAUAAACAAGACUCAUGUCAGGCUCAUUCCAAAGGUUCUGGGAGCUAAAACGGUGGAAGAGUACAGGCCAAUUGCCUUAUGCAACAUUUACUACAAGAUCAUCUCUAAACUAAUCUCUAUCAGAUUAAAGAAUGUUCUUGGAGUACUAGUAUCAGAAAAUCAAUCAGCAUUUGUUUCGGGAAGGGCAAUUGCAGACAAUGUACUUAUUACGCAUGAGGUACUACAGUUUCUAAAGACAUCAAAAGCGGAAAUAAGGUGUUCUAUGGCAGUUAAAACAGAUAUGUCAAAAGCCUAUGACAGGAUCGAAUGGCAGUUCAUCUCAGAUGUCCCAUACCGGUUUGGUUUCCAUGCAAUUUGGAUAAAUUGGAUCUUGCAAUGCAUCACUACAGUCUCCUACUCCUAUCUUAUAAAUGAGACAGUGUAUGGAAAUGUUUUACCUCUCCGAGGAAUCAGGCAAGGUGACCCACUGUCUCCUUAUGUGUUUAUCCUCUGCGGUGAAGUUCUCUCAGGGCUGUGUAGAGAGGCUGUGAGGAAAGGCCUACUUCAGGGUAUAAGAGUGGCACGAGGUUGUCCAAGAAUAAAUCAUCUGCUCUUCGCAGAUGAUACGAUGUUCUUCUGUCUUGCGUCUCAAUCAAAUUGCGAAGCACUCCAAGCAGUACUCACAGACUAUGGAAAAAGCUCUGGACAGAGGAUCAAUAAGAACAAGUCGUCUAUCACCUUCUCAAGUAAAACUCCCCAUGCAAUCAAAGAGAAUGCCAAAUCAGUAUUGGGAAUCACAAAGGAAGGGGGCUUAGGCAAGUACCUUGGCCUUCCAGAGCAUUUUGGGAGAAGAAAAAGAGAUUUAUUUACCUCUAUCGUGGAUAGAAUCCGACAGAAAACAGUAAGCUGGUCUGCAAGGAGGUUAUCAAAAGCCGGAAAGCUCACAAUGCUUAAGGCCAUCCUCAGCGCAAUACCUACGUAUUCCAUGUCGUGUUUUCAGCUACCGGUGAGCCUCUGCAAAAGAAUCCAGUCAGUACUGACCAGAUUCUGGUGGGAUGAGACGAAAGGCAAAAGGAAAAUAUGCUGGGUUGCUUGGGACCAACUAACGAAGCCUAAAGCUCUGGGGGGUUUGGGGCUCAGAGAUAUCCAAUGUUUCAAUCAAGCUCUAUUAGCAAAGCUAGCCUGGCGUAUUAUUACAGCACCAGAGAGUCUCUUUUCACGUAUUCUCAUGGGAAAAUAUUGCCACAACAAGAGUUUCCUAGAGAUAGCACCCUCGCAGAGCUGUUCCCAUGGAUGGAGGAGUAUACUCCAUGGGCGAGACCUUUUGAAAGAAAACCUAGGGACAUCUAUAGGAAAUGUACAAACGACCAAGAUUUGGAAGGAUUCUUGGAUCUCAUUGGAUAAGAUCCUAAAACCUAUGGGACCUAUCAAGGAAUCAGCCCUAGACCUAACGGUAGCAGAUCUACUAACUUCCGAACUCAAAUGGAACAAGCAGAGAAUCGAGGAGCUCUUACCAGACCUCACCGAGCAGAUACAAUGUUUAAAGCCAAGCUCAACGGGGGCGGAAGACUCCUUUAUCUGGCACCAGACAGCUUCGGGCAUUUACUCCACCAAAUCGGGUUACUUUGCUGCAACUUCUCACAACCAUCAUACACAGCUAACAAGAUCAGAAGGAGAAUUUAGCUGGAUCAGAGACAUUUGGGCAGGCAAAUUCUCACCUAAGAUGAAAACGUUCCUCUGGUCCAUUGUCCAUAAAGCUAUCUCUCUAGGCUCAAAUCUGCAAAGAAGAGGUAUGACAUCAGCAACGCCUUGUGUUAGAUGCCAAGAUACAGAGAAUGAGAUGCAUUGUUUCUUCAACUGCCAGUACGCGAAGAAUGUUUGGGAUCUUAUCCCCCUUAGCAAAGCAGUUCACCUGGCUGCGGGGAUGAUUUUCCCAGAGGUAGUAGUCAAAUUUAGGAGAGUUAUCUGUCUGCCUCCCUCAGGAAUCUCUUUUAACAUCCUCCCCUGGGUCUUAUGGGCCAUCUGGACGGCGAGAAACACCCUCAUCUUCGAAGGACGAUACCAAUCUCCUGAGGAAACAGCACUGAAAGGGAUUAAGUUAGCAAGAGAAUGGACCAAUUCGCAAAAUCAAUCCUCUGGAAAGAAGGACCUACCUCAGAGUCAGCAAUUCCAAUCGCGAGCACCACCACAGAUUAAUCUCGAUAACGACCAAGUGACAUGCAAGACAGACGCGGCGUGGCACAAGGAAAAGCUCGUAGCAGGACUAGGGUGGGUGUUCUCGGGUCCGAAACUCGAAUCUCCCAUCAAAGGAUCGAUGUGUGAAGCUUCGAUAGGCUCCCCUCUAGUUGCAGAGGCUUCUGCAGUCAGAUCAGCUAUGUGUAUGGCGAUCAAUUUGGAGUUCAGCUCUCUUGAGGUGCUCUCCGACAACUUAACGCUCAUCCGAGCAAUCUCCGGCAUCACUCAAGCUAAGGAAAUCAUCGGUAUUGUGAAAGACAUCCGAUCGAUUUCUACUGAGUUUGCAUCAAUCUCUUUUGCGCAUAUCUCUCGUUCUCUGAACGUGGAAGCGGAUAACCUCGCAAAAGAAUCUCUGCGUUUUUCAUAUCUUCUGUAUUGA
This is a messenger RNA of Brassica napus (rape), 3807 nucleotides long. RefSeq lists its product as uncharacterized. The transcript has 2 exons. The record is from RefSeq and is a predicted model, not a curated record. Bases 1 to 3807 code for a protein of 1268 amino acids. Gene Ontology annotation, molecular function: nucleic acid binding; RNA-DNA hybrid ribonuclease activity. Lineage: Eukaryota; Viridiplantae; Streptophyta; Magnoliopsida; Brassicales; Brassicaceae.